Molecule: messenger RNA, 1525 nt
Organism: Neltuma alba
Lineage: Eukaryota; Viridiplantae; Streptophyta; Magnoliopsida; Fabales; Fabaceae
Product: phosphatidylinositol transfer protein 3
Exons: 6
Coding region: 390-1190 (266 amino acids)
Molecular function (GO): phosphatidylinositol transfer activity
Source: RefSeq, a predicted model, not a curated record
AGAAAAAAUGAAAACACCUUAAUUAAGAAGUUAAACUUGCCACGGCAAACCUAUUCACAGCAUUGUGGUGUCUAUAAGACAUUUUUGUCCUUCAAGGCAUAGCAAAGAGUCCCUGGAUAAGCAACUUCCUCAGUGGUACCGAAUAUGGAGUGGAGAUCGGCGGAAUUUAUUGGCCUUUAAUUCUUUGUCCAUUUUAUUUCUUUGAUAUAUUACGCUUCCCCUCCGCCUCUCUUCUUCCAGAGACUCUUCUUCUGGUCUUUGUUAUUGAUUAUCAGUGGCUGUAAUUUUUUUCUUCUUCUUGACAAUAAGUAGCUCGUGUCUCUUCUCUUUUUCAAUUUUCCCCCUCUCGGGACAGGACUCUUCUUUCACUCAAAAAAAUUUCAGUCAUCAUGUUCAAUUCCCAGAACAACGGUCAACACGUCCGGGAAGGCAGCAGCGUUUGCACUGCAUCGAAGAUUGAGGAGCUCAAGGCUGCGAUUGGGCCCUUAUCCGGACGCAGCCUAAAGUACUGCACCGACGGUUGUUUGAGGGGCUAUCUGGAAGUUAACAAUUGGAAUGUGAAGAAGGCCAAGAAGAUGUUGGAGCACACACUGGAGUGGAGAUCAGCAUACAAGCCUGAGGAAAUCCGCUGGCAUGAGGUUGCAAAGGAAGGGGAGAGAGGGAUUAUGUACAGAGCAAGUUUUCAUGACCGACAGGGAAGGACCGUUCUCGUAAUGAGAGCUGGGACUGCAAUUCAGAAAAUAUCUUCAGUUGAAAAUAUGAUACGGUUCAAUGUGUACCUUCUGGAAAAUGCGGUGCUCAACUUUCAGCAAGGUCAAGAUCAAAUGGCGUGGCUGAUAGAUUUCACUGGAUGGUCACUCACCAAGAGCAUGCCCAUUAGAUUAUCAAGAGAGUUUAUUAGCAUUCUGCAAAAUCACUAUCCUGAUAGGCUUGCCAUAGCAUUUCUUUACAACCCUCCUCGGGCGUUUGAGGCCUUUUUGAAGAUAAUCAAGUACUUCCUGGAUAAUAAGACAAUUGAGAAGGCCAAGUUCGUGUACCCCAAAGAGAAAGAAAGCGUGGAUCUCAUGAAGUCGUACUUUGAUGAAGAAAAUCUUCCCAUAGAAUUUGGGGGGAAGGCUUCAAUGAAGUAUGACCACGAGGAAUACUCCAGAUUAAUGACUCAGGAUGAUUUGAAAUCCGCGGCGUUUUGAAAGCCAGUCAAGCGGCGUUUUGGGGAACUGAUGACAGCCAGUCAAGCCACCUUGGUGCUGGCCAAUCCAGUGCCUAAACUUCGGUGGAGAUGAAAGUUACCGGUCUAUCUGAUUUCCUCUACUAAACAGUUGUUUCUCGCAAAUGAAGAAGUUAGUUUAUUUGAUGGUCCCAACCCCCGGGGGGGGGGGGGGGAACUGCGGUCCAUCGAACUUAAUUCAUUUAGUUACUAUCAAUACAAAUAUAACUUGUAUGUCUCUAACCUCAAUGUGUAUUGAACCGCAAAAGCUGCCGUGUCAUUUCGCCAGAAUACCGAAUAAUUAGUCAAACUUCGAAA